Molecule: messenger RNA, 3507 nt
Organism: Coregonus clupeaformis (lake whitefish)
Lineage: Eukaryota; Metazoa; Chordata; Actinopteri; Salmoniformes; Salmonidae
Product: neurofilament heavy polypeptide
Exons: 4
Coding region: 156-3032 (958 amino acids)
Molecular function (GO): protein binding
Source: RefSeq, a predicted model, not a curated record
CUAUAUGGGGGUCCUCAUUCCUAGAGGACUUCUUGGUUCAGCAGCUUUUAGAACUUCUCCUUGCAUUGAGAGAGUUUGGUAUGACUCCCACUGGACAACACACACAGAUGCAUGAUAUCGUCUCUGACGUCUAAGGGCACAGCAGAUAGAAGGCAAUGGAAGAACUCACUCUGCUACUCUGGGUCCUCAUGGUUCCUCUUCAAUCAUUUGUACUUCAGCCCAGAGUGGACAUGACCCCCAUAGAAGACUUGGUCAGAGACACAGAUCCCUGGUCAGACUGGAGACCUGAGAGACUGAGGGAGACCCCAACAACAGACGAAGAGGAGGGUGAAGAACUCACUGCAACCCACCCUGAAGAGAGGAGGGAGGAAGAGGGGUGGAGCGAGCAAGGACUAAUACCAGAGACAAGGGCAGGAGAGCAGGAGGGCCAUGAGGAAGAGCGAGGGAUGGAGGAAGAGGAAGAGACAAUGCUGGUUGGAGGGCUUGAUUACAGAGAGGUGGAGAAGAAGAUAUUUGAAAAUGGGGAGAUAGAAGCUGAUGAGGAACAUGAAGAGGAGGAGGAGAGAAGAGAUAAUGGAGAGGGGAGAAAUGAAGAAGGGAUUAGAUCAGAUGAUGAGGAGAGAGAGGGUAAGGAACAGAGAGCAGACGGAGGAGAGGAGAAACUAGAGGAAGACCUGAGAGUGGCGGAAGUUAAAGAACCCAGUGUAGAUCAAAGCGAGGGAGACUACUUAGUUGUUACACACAUAGACCUCCCCCCUCCAACCAGCACUUCCUCCUCUACUGUAGAAAAAGUAAUGGACACUCCACCUGUCAAUCAAGCUAUCAACGAACCCAUGUCCCCUCCCCCUGCAGCUAUGCCUGUCCCACUAUAUGAUGUCACUCAUCCACCUGCCACUCAACAUGGCCCUCCCCCAACUACACACUUCAUCACCUCUCAAGUUCCAGAGUCUGCCUCUCAUGCUCUCGCUCAACCUGCCAGUCAUAGCCAAGACCCGGCUCCAGAGGCAGAGGAGGCCAUCUCAUUGGUGGACAGUGAGCUCAUUAUGGUUCAGAGUGUGACUGACAGCUCCCAGACCAACCUCAGGGAGGGGGAGAGUUUUGAUUCCCAGGCGAUGGAGGUCAGAGUUGGCCCAAUUGUCAAGGUUUCAAUCAACCACAAUCAGGCUGAGAGGACCAGCAUUGUCUUUCUCAAAAAUACAGAAAAUACAGUCAAGCAGCUAAAGUCAGCUACAGCCAAACCAAAACAAGCAAACCCUACACCCAAACCGCAACAGGCAAAACCCACAGCCAAGGAGCUGCAACCUACAGCCAAACCAAAAGAGAUGAUAAAACCAACAGCCAAACCCAAAGUGAUGAUACAGACAAACCAUACACCCAAAACACUAGACACAAAGCCUACACCCAAAACACUACAGACAAACCAUACACCCAAAACACAACUGACAAAACCUACACCCAAAACACAACUGACAAAAUCUACACCCAAAACACUACAGGCAAAACCUACUCCCAAAACACUACAGGCAAAACCUACACCCAAAACACUAAAGACAAAACCUACACCCAGAACACUACAGGCAAAACCUACACCCAAAACACUACAGACAAAACCUACACCCAAAACACUACAGACAAAUCCUACACCCAAAACACUACAGGCAAAACCUACUCCCAAAACACAACAGACAAAACCUACAGCCAAACCAGCAGUGCCAAAACCCAGAAUGAAACCGACCCAGACCACCAAGGGCCUCAAGACAAAGACAGGGAAACAACAAAAGAAAGACAAGAAAAAUGAGAGGAAAGGUAAACCUCUGAAAAAGGACAACAAAACUAAAGAGACAAAACAGGAGAAGAAGGAGGGCACAAAUCCAGCAUACUUCCCCUACUUCAAAGACAACUACUGUCCCCCGGAGUGUGCCUGCUAUGGACAAGUGGUCCAGUGUUCCGACAAGGGGGUGGAGAAGGUUCCGUACGGCAUCCCUUACAACUCCCGCUACAUCCUCCUGAUGAACAACCUCAUCGAUGGCAUUCAGCUGGACCUGCUCAAUGUGUACCUGUCCAUGGAGUUCCUGGUGCUCAGCAACAACCGGCUAACAGACGGCUCCAUCGAGGGGGCCUUUGAGGGCAUCCCGGCUCUGAAGCGCCUCUAUCUGGACCGGAACCUACUGGAAAGCGUGCCCACAGACCUGCCCGCCUCCUUAGAAGAGCUGCGUCUGGAUAACAACCGGCUGAACGUGAUGUCGGAGGGGGCCUGGGCCCACUGCCCUGGCCUGCUGGUCCUCAGCCUCAGCAACAACAGCCUGGGGAAUGGGAACGAUACUCUCCCUGCCAGUGUGCUCUCGCCUCUGGCCAGCCUGCGCACCCUCAGCCUGGACCGCAACCGGCUGGCCUCAGUGCCUCUGGGCUUGCCGCUAUCUAUCAGGGAGUUGUACCUCCGCGGCAACCUUAUCCAGAAGUUCCCAGGGGAGGCCUUCAUGGGUACCUCGGAGCUGGUGAUUCUGGAUCUGAGUGCUAACCGGCUAACCAACCAUGGCCUGCUCAGGGAGUCCCUCCUCAACGCCACCCACCUGGAGAGCCUCAACUUAGAGGGGAACCAGCUCAAGAAGGUACCCCGCCACCUCCCCUCUUCCCUCAAAACCCUUAACCUGGAGGGCAACCUCAUCUCCUCCGUGGGCAAAGCCUCCUUCCUCCACCUCUCCCACCUGGAGCACCUGGGCCUGGCCAGGAACAAGAUCACCAGGGUGGCCUCGGGGGCCUUCAAGGGACUGCCCGUCCUGCACCAGCUGGACCUGUGUCACAACGCCCUGCGCCAGGUGCCCAGGCAGCUGCCCCGGGGGCUCCACUUGGUGGCACUCACACACAACAAGAUCCACUCAGUGCCCCGCGACGCCUUCUGCUGGGGGGGUUCAGACCCCGACCUCAGCAGCCUGGUGCGGGUGCAGCUGGAGCACAACCUCAUAGACCUGGGCCACCUGGACGCAAAAGCCUUCCACUGCCUCAGAGGCUUCCAGGUGAUACACUUCUACUGAGCUGCAGUCUAUAGGAUCCUGCAGGACUGCGGUCAAAUUGUAAAUAUAGAUUGUAGACAAUCCCACCGCUGAAACCAUUUGCAGUGUUUUUUCUGCUCAACCUGAAAGUCCAUUGGGCUCCAACAUGGCGGUAAAAUGUUCUACAAUACACAUAGAGAAACAAACAUUAUCAUGUCAGGAACUGAUUUUGAUUCAACAUUACCUAUGCAAUUAAGAUACCUAUGCAAGAUGUUGAGUGAACUUGGAUCUCAAUGGGGAUAGCUAUACUGUAUGUUGCUGCUUUGGAUAAAGCUGUGAUUGAUGGAAGCUGUGAUAUGUGUUCAGAGAAAAUAAUUUUUUGAACAGCUCCCCUGAAGUCUUUGUGAAAAGACUAUGGCCUACCUAGAAGGUCAAUGAUGCCACAUACAGUGCUAUGAAGAAGUAUUUGCCCCCUUUCUCAUUUGUUCUACUUUUGCAUAUUUUUGAUACUGAAUGU